UAAACAAGAGAUAGAAAAUAUGAACAGAAAAGGCCUAGUGUUAGUGUGGAUUCUAUCAUAUGAAGGUUUUCAUCUGGUUAUUGGUGAUGAAUUGUGUAUAAAUGGGGACGGUACAAUACAUGCAUGUAAGUACGGAUGCUGCGGUGAGAAGUUAAACAGAUACUGUUGUACCUUCCAUAUAUGGGUCAUAGUUUUAUUUGCUAUUGCUGCCACGGCAGUUAUAAUUCCAGCUUUGGUCAUUUUAUUUUGUCUUCUGAGAGACAAGUACUGUCACGGUAAGCCAAUGGUCCAGAACAAUCCAUUGCGCAGACGACAACCUGCCCAACUUCAGGCAGUUAACAAUCAAGACGACACUUUAGCGACUAUCAACGCAGCUGAGCCUUCGACGUCUGGUGACAAUGGAAACCCCGCCUACACUUUUCCUUAUUCAAGUUCGCCGAUAUCAUGAUUUUAAAAAUAUUGCAAAAAAUAUUUAAAAUAAAUAAAAA
Messenger RNA from Ruditapes philippinarum (Manila clam), 488 nucleotides. RefSeq lists its product as uncharacterized. The transcript has 4 exons. The record is from RefSeq and is a predicted model, not a curated record. Lineage: Eukaryota; Metazoa; Mollusca; Bivalvia; Venerida; Veneridae. Bases 20 to 448 code for a protein of 142 amino acids.